UCCCUCCUCCCCACACCCUCCCAUUUGGCUCCACCGCCCGAAUGCCCCCUUCUCAAUUUAGAAACCAUAACCAUUCCCGCACCCUCAAAAUUCCGUAAUAUCCUCUCCCCUACGCUGCCCCCCCGUUUCCCUCUCUUAAACCAUGUCGAUGACAACCCCAUCUCCGCAACCAAACACCUCCUCCGUCUACCUGGAAAACAUGGACGAACUCCAAAAAGUGUUCAACCAAUUCGACGCCAACAAGGACGGUAAGAUCUCCGUAUCGGAGCUUGGCGAUGUCUUGAAAGCAAUGGGGUCCUCUUACACAAAGGAGGAACUGGAACGUGUCAUGGAAGACAUUGACACCGACAAAGACGGCUUCAUCAACCUGUCCGAGUUCUCCGCUCUCUGCCGCUCUUCUUCGGACGCUGUCUCCGCCGCCUCGGAGCUACGCGACGCCUUCGAUUUGUACGAUCAGGACAAGAACGGCCUGAUUUCGGCAAAUGAGUUGCAUCUGGUUUUGAAUCGGUUGGGGAUGAAUUGCUCGGUCGAUGACUGUGUUAGGAUGAUCACGUCCGUUGAUUCCGACGGUGAUGGGAAUGUUAAUUUUGAGGAGUUUGAGAAAAUGAUGAGUGCUUCGGCUCCUAGAAUCGACAACGGAUCUAAGCCGUAGGAUUUGAAAGUUGUCGACGGCGAUUGCUUGAUUCAGACGAAGCGAAUCAAUAUCAAAGGUAAGCUUUAGUGUUUUCUUAGGCUGUUUUCAUAAAUAAUUCCUCAUCAUAUGGAGUUUUCCAUACGUGUUGGAUUCUCAACUUCAGUCAAUGAAAUGAAGAUUGAAUGGUUACAACUACCGAGGCUGUUUUUAUAAAUUUGUAUCUGUCUCUAUGCCUGACCAGUUUCUUUUUCCCGCAUUUCAAAUGAAAAUUCCCAUGAUUUCUUUCUCGGGAAACUUAUUGCUUCUUGCCAAAA
Molecule: messenger RNA, 948 nt
Organism: Theobroma umbraticum
Lineage: Eukaryota; Viridiplantae; Streptophyta; Magnoliopsida; Malvales; Malvaceae
Product: Calcium-binding EF-hand family protein
Molecular function (GO): calcium ion binding
Source: RefSeq, a predicted model, not a curated record